Cataglyphis hispanica is the source of this 2677-nucleotide messenger RNA. RefSeq names its product solute carrier family 25 member 16-like. The coding region runs from base 1051 to 1998 and encodes 315 amino acids. The transcript has 7 exons. Gene Ontology annotation, biological process: transmembrane transport. The record is from RefSeq and is a predicted model, not a curated record. Gene Ontology annotation, cellular component: mitochondrial inner membrane. Lineage: Eukaryota; Metazoa; Arthropoda; Insecta; Hymenoptera; Formicidae.
AAAAUGCAUAAAGCAAUUAUUUAAUUUUUUCUUAAUAAAUACUGUAGAUAGUUAUUUUUUUGGAGCAAAUUCAAACAAAAAUGAAGCGAUUUUUCUGUAUUUUGAGUACUUAUAAAUUCUUAUAAUUUUUGCUUAUUAUUUUGGUAUUUACAUUGUUAUUAACUUCAUCAUUUAUUUAUGAAAAAAGUAAGUUGGAUCAAAUUAUGAAAAAUGCUUAUUAUGAGAGAGAAUUAAUCUGAUUUUUUUCAUGCAUUGUAAGUUUAAUUACUAUGUAGAUCGCUGAUUAGGAGCUAGCUUGGAGCUUAUUGUUAGAGUUGUAUAUAGGUAGCAGUUUUAUUGUUAUCGCGUCUAUGCUCGUGCUAACCACCUGUAGCCUGUAGCCUUUAUUCCAGUACCCAUUAUUCCUGUAUCCUGUAGCCUGUAGAAUGAGAGAGGGGAUUUCUCAACAUGACUGAGCAUAAUACUUGCCGGUUCAGUAUGUACUUAUGGGCGCUUGGAAAUGCGAUAAUUCCAAUUAUAUUUGUUGUCUGAUAAUUGAAAGUCUGAUAAUCGAAAUCCCAUGUAAAUCUGAUUAAAAGAUUUUGGUGGAAUCAAUUAUUUUUGCAAAAACAGUUUUUUUACUGUUAUGAGUUAAAAUGUGAUAUGGUAUUUUUUCUCUAUAUAUUAAUGAAGAUUCAUCAAUAUACACCAAAAAAUUGAAAUUUUAUUAAACGAAAAAAAUAGAAUAGAAUAAAAAAUUAAGACUGUAUGAUACUGCAACUCCUGCAAUAGAGAAGGACAAUUCGACAAAGAAAAAGAAGAUAAGAUAUAAAAUAUUUAUUCAAUAUUCCCUUCACUCCAUGACAUAACUUUUGGCAAUUCAACAUUUUUUUUCAUAUGAGUGGGAAUAUCAUUCAAGGUCUGUGAUGGUCAAUGACCAUUCCCGAUUCUCACCAUUGAUUAAAUGAACAGAUUGUUUUUCAUCGCGAGCAAUCUCUCGUGUUUUUCUCAAACGAUUUAUAUUUACGAUUUAUGUCUGCAAGCCAAUUCACAUAGCAUCAUCUAGCAAUCAUGGAUCAAUCUGAGAAAAAAACCAAGAACUUUGAAAUCAUCGUGAAAAAUCUUAUAGCCGGCGGUGUAGCUGGUAUGUGCUCAAAAACAGCUGUAGCACCUUUAGACAGAAUAAAAAUUUUAUUGCAAGCACAGCACGAAUAUUAUAAACAUUUAGGUGUUUUCUCAGGAUUAAAGGAAAUUAUUCAACGUGAAAAUUUCCUUGCUUUAUAUAAAGGUAAUCUCGUUCAAAUGAUUAGGGCUGUGCCUUAUGCAGCAAUACAAUUUACAGCAUUUGAACAAUAUAAAAAGCGUUUAGGAAAAUUAUUCAAACAAGGUUCACAUAUAGAUGGGUUCUUAGCUGGAGCUGCCGGAGGUGUCACAGCAGCUGCAAUUACAUAUCCACUUGAUACUAUCAGAGCAAGAUUAGCCUUUCAAGUUACCAGCAAUACACUUUAUUCUGGAAUUAAACAUGCUGCUGUUAAAAUGUUUAAAGAGGAAGGUGGCUUACGAGCAUUAUAUAGAGGAUUCUGGCCAAAUAUGUUGGGCAUGAUACCCUACGCAGGAUUUUCCUUCUAUACGUUUGAGAAAUUAAAAUAUCUAUGCUUGAAAUAUGCGCCACAGUAUCUUUGUUCUGAACAUAAAACAACUGAUAGUCUUAUAUUAAAUAUACCAGCAAAACUUUUAUGUGGAGGCGCAGCCGGUGCUGUAGCGCAUACUUUCUCUUAUCCAUUGGAUGUUACAAAGAGACGUAUGCAAUUGGCAAUGAUGAAUCCAACUACACAUAAAUAUGCGUCUGGAAUGUUGUCUACAAUUAAAAUGAUAUAUGUUGAGGAUGGCAUUGUAAAAGGCUUAUAUCGUGGAAUGAGUAUCAAUUUUUUACGGGCAAUUCCUUUCAUGGCAGUUGGUUUUGCUGUGUAUGAAGUAACAAAGCAGAUGUUAAGCUUAGAUACAGGAGUAAAAUUAUAAUUAUAUACAUAAUAUUACAUAAAUUAGAUGGCUAGAGUUUUUAUAUACUCAUUGUAUAUUUAUAUGUAUAUUCGUAUGGAUAUUUUUUUUUUUUUUUUUUUAAUCAGUUGGCUGAUUAAAAGUACAGAUUAUGAAACAAAUAAACUAACAUAUACGUAUUUAUUUACAUAAAUCAAAUUUGCUUUUGUUAAAAAAAAAUCAUUUUGAUACUAAAAAAAUUUUCAUAUUACAUUAUUUUUACAAAAAUGUUCAAUCUAUUAUGAAAGGCUGAAUUGUGAAUAUCACAUAAUACAAGUUAGUAUUCUAAUCAAAUAUUUUACUUUUUAAUUGAUACAUUUUAUAUGUACCUGCAGUUAAGCAACUUGCUCAUUAUAUUUACAAUAUGAUAAAUAUAUUUUGUAGAAAUAGAUGUAUUUAAAUACAUAACAAUCUAUAUUGAAAAUCAAAAUUGAAGAACCUAAUCAAAUUAUGUAACUUAUUACACUUCAACAUGUAAUUAUUAUUUACAUAGAUAAAAUUAUAUACCUAAUGUGAGAAAUAAAAAUAUAUAUUUUUAUAUGUUUUAUGUUUUAUCUCAAAAUGUAUCUAUACAUGUAAUAGAAAUAUAUUUUAUUUUGAUACAUAUUACUUUUUUUUUCAUUAUUAAUAGAUACAAAUAUUAGAUAAACUAAUAAGAAAA